AUGUCCGAGAUCCUCCCUUACAGCGAGGAGAAGGUGGCCCGCUUCGGCACCGACUCCGAAGUCAGCGAGAUCUCCUUCAGCUGCCGGCUCCAGGACACCAACUCCUUCUUCGGGGGCAACCAGGCCAAGCGGCCCCCCAAGCUGGGGCAGAUCGGCAGGGCCAAGAGAGUGGUGAUCGAAGAUGAUAGAAUAGACGAGGUGCUGAAGGGGAUGACAGACAAGUCGCCUUCUGGGGUAUAA
Emys orbicularis (European pond turtle) is the source of this 240-nucleotide messenger RNA. It is a transcript of the gene CAMK2N2, whose product is annotated as calcium/calmodulin dependent protein kinase II inhibitor 2. The transcript is spliced from 2 exons. Lineage: Eukaryota; Metazoa; Chordata; Testudines; Emydidae. Gene Ontology annotation, biological process: negative regulation of protein kinase activity. Gene Ontology annotation, molecular function: protein kinase binding; calcium-dependent protein kinase inhibitor activity. The record is from RefSeq and is a predicted model, not a curated record. The coding region runs from base 1 to 240 and encodes 79 amino acids.